CGACGAACUUCCGGUGUGCUGUUUUAUUUCUCAAGUUAGCUUAGCGUACUGUUGUUCUUGCGGGCUAUCGUUUUGGCAUAUUAUCUUGUCUACCACGGCCUUUGUCGGUGAAAAGCAUUAAUACAAAGAUGUCAGAAGACUUGGUAAAACAAUUAAGCAACUACAAAGCCCAGCUACAGCAAGUGGAGGUUGCUUUGUCCACUGACCCAGACAAUGAAGACCUCCUUAAACUCCAGAAAGACUUGCAGGAAGUCAUAGACUUAACAAAAGACCUUCUAACAUCUCAACCCACUGAUAGUGCUUCCAGCACCCAAGGCUCACAGACAGUUCCACAGAAACAUGGUUGGAAAGUGGGUGACAGAUGCUUGGCUACAUGGAGUCAGGACGGACAGGUGUAUGAGGCCGAGAUCGAGGAGUUAGACCGGGAGAAUGGCACAGCAGCUGUUACCUUCUCUGGAUAUGGAAAUGCUGAAGUGAUUCCUCUCCAGAACCUCAAAGCAGUGGAGGAGGGGAAACAUUCGAAUGAGGAUGGAGGUGGAAAGCCUAAAUCAAGGAAAGAGCAGAUAGCAGAGCAGAGAGAGUAUAAGAAGAAGAAAGCACAGAAGAAGGUGCAGAGGAUGAAGGAGCUGGAGCAAGAGAGGGAAGAGCAGAAGUCCAAGUGGCAACAGUUCAACAACAAAGCCUACUCAAAGAACAAGAAAGGACAGGUAAAGAGGAGCAUAUUUGCAUCACCAGAAAGCGUAAAUGGAAAAGUGGGAGUGGGAACAUGCGGUAUCGCAGACAAACCAAUGACCCAGUACAAUGACACGUCAAAAUACAACGUCAGACAUCUAAUGCCACAAUGACCUGAUACAUUAUGUAUAAUAUAGUCCACUGUAUACUAGCAGUAUCAGUGCUUUACAUUGUGUUUAUACAUCAUUUAAGUUUCUCAAGUAAAGAAAACUUUGAAAGAAUUUGCUUGCACACCAUUGUUUGAUAUAUUGAUGUAGUUUACUUAUAUACUAUGUAGGUACAACAACAAAUAUCCAAAUGGAGGGGAUUUAACCCAACACUGGAGCACCUGUUGUAUAAGAACAGGAAGGAAUGUUGUUGGAAAGUUGUAGCUUUUACUGUUUGUGUCCAUGAUACAAUAAGGCCAAAUACCUGCAAAGAUCUGUAGACGUAUCCAUCUUUAGAUUUGGUGUGUUAGUUUCAGGCUGGACUUAUAACACACUCAUUGCUAGGUUAUCUGAAUAUUUAUAAAAGUGAUCUGAGAUGGCUAAUCUGUAUUUUUUAUUUCUGUAUAUAUAAUACAGUGAAAUAAAAAUGGUUUUGUUUUCA
Cheilinus undulatus (humphead wrasse) is the source of this 1320-nucleotide messenger RNA. RefSeq names its product survival motor neuron domain containing 1 (gene smndc1). NCBI's taxonomy places the organism in Eukaryota, Metazoa, Chordata, Actinopteri, Labriformes, Labridae. Gene Ontology annotation, biological process: mRNA processing; regulation of alternative mRNA splicing, via spliceosome. The transcript has 6 exons. The coding region runs from base 129 to 845 and encodes 238 amino acids. Gene Ontology annotation, cellular component: cytoplasm; precatalytic spliceosome; nucleus. The record is from RefSeq and is a predicted model, not a curated record. Gene Ontology annotation, molecular function: RNA binding.